CUUCGGCGUCCGUUUCCCGCCCCCGGCUUCGCCUCCUGCUGCUGCUGCCGCUGCCGCUACUGCUGCCGCCGCCGUUUCCCGCGGCCUGGGUCUCCCGCCGCCAGCAUGCCACACGCCUUCAAGCCUGGGGACUUGGUGUUCGCCAAGAUGAAGGGCUACCCGCAUUGGCCGGCCCGGAUCGAUGACAUUGCCGAUGGUGCCGUGAAGCCUCCACCCAACAAAUACCCCAUCUUCUUCUUUGGCACACACGAAACAGCCUUCCUGGGACCCAAGGACUUGUUCCCCUAUGACAAAUGUAAGGAUAAGUACGGGAAACCCAACAAGAGGAAGGGCUUCAAUGAAGGGCUGUGGGAGAUCCAGAACAAUCCUCACGCCAGCUACAGUGCCCCUCCGCCGGUGAGCUCCUCUGACAGCGAGGCCCCUGAAGUUGACCCAGCUGCAGGGAGCGACGUGGACGAGGAGGACCGGGGGGUCAUGGCCGUCACAGCUGUGACUGCCUCAGCUGCCAGCGACAGAAUGGAGAGUGACUCAGACUCUGAUAAGAGCAGUGACCACAGUGGCCUGAAGCGAAAGACAUCGGUGCUGAAGCAGUCCCCUCAUUUCCAGAUGUCUGUCUCCAAACGAGCUCGAAAAGCCUCUAGCGACCUGGAUCAAGCCAGCAUGUCGCCGUCUGAGGAGGAGAACUCUGAGAGCUCUUCUGAAUCAGAGAAGACCAGUGACCAGGACUUCACCCCUGAGAAGAAGCCUGUGGGCCGGGCGCCACGGCGGGGGCCCCCAGGAGGGCGGAAGAAAAAGAAGGUUCCCACAGCCUCUGACUCGGACUCCAAAGCAGACUCAGACAGGGCCAAGGAGGAGCCGGUGGCUGUGGCCAGAUCAGCAUCCUCUUCCUCCUCUUCCUCCUCCUCUGACUCGGAUGUGUCCGUCAAAAAACCUCCACGUGGCAGAAAGCCAGCUGAGAAGCCUCCCCCAAAACCCCGAGGGCGGAAACCAAAGCCUGAGCGCCCACCAUCCACCUCCAGCAGUGACAGUGACAGUGAUGAAGUGGACCGAAUCAGCGAGUGGAAACGGCGGGAUGAGGAGCGGAGGCGCGAGCUGGAGGCCCGGCGGCGGCGAGAACAGGAGGAGGAGCUGCGGCGGCUGCGUGAGCAGGAGAAGGAAGAGAAGGAGCGAAGGCGCGAGCGAGUCGAGCGCGGGGAGGCUGAGCGCGGGGGCAGUGGUGGUGGCAGCAGCGGGGACGAGCUAAGGGAUGACGAUGAGCCUGUCAAGAAGCGGGGCCGCAAGGGCCGGGGCCGGGGGCCUCCGUCCUCCUCUGACUCCGAGCCUGAGGCUGAGCUGGAGAGAGAGGGGAGAAAGUCAGCUAAGAAGUCACAGCCACCAGGCUCAGAACCCACGAGGAAGCCUGGUCAGAAGGAGAAGCCUCGAGCCAGGCCUGUGAAGGUGGAGCGAACCCGGAAGCGGUCUGAAGGGCUCCCAUUGGACAAGAAGGUGGAGAAGAAGAAAGAACCUUCCGUGGAGGAAAAGCUCCAGAAACUACACAGUGAGAUCAAGUUUGCACUGAAGGUUGACAACCCGGAUGUGAAGAGGUGUCUGAACGCACUGGAGGAGCUAGGGACCCUGCAGGUAACCUCCCAGAUCCUGCAGAAGAACACGGAUGUGGUGGCCACAUUGAAGAAGAUUCGCCGAUAUAAAGCCAAUAAGGAUGUGAUGGAGAAGGCGGCAGAGGUCUAUACUCGGCUCAAGUCGCGGGUCUUGGGGCCAAAGAUUGAGGCCCUCCAGAAAGCAAACAAAACUGGAACAGAGAAGGAGAAGGCCGAGGGGGAGAAGGCCGAGGAGAAGCUGGCUGCAGAGGAGGCCCCCAAGGAGAAGACGGAGGAUGAGCCUGGCACUGAUCUCUCGGCCCCUGUGAACGGCGAGGCCAUGUCCCAGAAGGAGAGUGUGGAGGAUAAAGAACAGGAGGACGGACAGGACUCUGAGGAGGGCCCAAGGUGUGCUUCCUCUGAAGACAUGCACAGCGACAGCCUGCGGGAGGACCCCGACCUGGACAGGCCUGGGAGCGAACGGCAGGGGCGUGAGCUGGCACGGCAGGACUCGGGGUCCCCGGUUGAGGAGAGCUGAGCUCAGCCCACAGGAGGCCGGGCUGCCA
Molecule: messenger RNA, 2143 nt
Organism: Castor canadensis (American beaver)
Lineage: Eukaryota; Metazoa; Chordata; Mammalia; Rodentia; Castoridae
Gene: Hdgfl2
Product: HDGF like 2
Molecular function (GO): histone H3K27me3 reader activity; histone H3K9me2/3 reader activity
Source: RefSeq, a predicted model, not a curated record